GUUCCUUGUGUGUAAUAGAUUGGUUUGUUUAUAUAACAAUAUACCCUUAAAUGAUUGUGUCGGGAGGGAGGAGCUUGGGAGGAGGUCGCAGGGGUCUCUCCUGCACCCUCUGUGUUGCGAUAUGCUGGGACAUUAAAAGGGGUUAAUUCACCAACAGCGCCCAUAACACAGAAAGAUACUGGCACAUUCCACACCGGUAAAACAAGUAUCGGACCGAGUUUGUCGGUAUCAAAACAACGCUUAAAAGUGUAAAGUAACACAUUAAACGCACCGGGUACUACCUGUCCGGACGUAGGGAUCUAUUGAAAAAUGAAGGUGCUUUGCCUACUUUUAGCAAUAGUAGUGACAGUUAGAGGCCAUGGCCGUUUGUGGGAACCACCCUCACGAUCGACGAUGUUCCGACGAGGGUACGCCACCCCUCCAAACUACAACGAUAAUCAACUCAACUGUGGCGGCUUUGCGACACAGUGGGGUUACCCUAACAAGGGAAAGUGCGGCAUAUGUGGCGAUCCAUACAAUGGCAAGCGCAAGAACGAGGCUGGCGGGAGAUACGCUACUGGAAUGAUAACCCGGAAGUACUCUGAGGGUCAGAUCAUUGACCUUGAUGUGGAGGUUACUGCUAAUCACAUGGGCUGGUUCGAAUUUCGUGUUUGUCCCAAUAACAACGUUAAAAAAGCCGCAACACAAGAGUGUUUGGAUCAGCACAAGUUACAGCUGGCUGAUGGAAGCGGCACCAAGUAUUACAUCACAAGAGCCGUUGGUCAUUUCAACAUGAAAUACAGACUUCCAUUUGGUCUCACAUGUACCCAAUGCGUCCUACAAUGGAAAUGGCACGUCGCCAACAGUUGGGGAACUGAUCCGGAUGGCCGAAGUGGGAUCGGAAACGGUCCCCAAGAGGAAUUUUAUGGAUGUUCUGACGUGGCAAUCGAAGGUCGGAGUGGCGCAGCUGUCGUUGGACCAGUGGUCACAUCGAACAGUUAUCCAAAACCGACAACUACCACUCCAAAACCGACAACUACCACUCCAAAACCGACCACUACCACUUCCCAACCCACUACUACAACUCCUAAACCCACUACUACCACUCCUAAACCCACUAUUACAACUCCUAAACCCACUAUUACAACUCCUAAACCCACAACUACCACUCCUAAACCCACUACUACAACUCCUAAACCAACAACUACAACUCCUAAACCCACAACUACCACCACUCAACCAACAACUACUACCACAACUCCUAAACCUACCACAAAGCAAUAUGUGGCAACGUUGACCCCCAAACCAAAUCGCGCCACGGCAACUAUUCCCUCGACAACUGUUCUUCCGGUCGCGGCUGCGCAAAGCAGUACAUGCACAGUAGGUGUAGCGACAGUGUACUCCAGAGUCCCGGGCAUGUUAGCAUGGUGCCAGAUGAAUUGUGGUAGAGGAUAUUGUCCACCAACGCAUUGCACAUGCUUGUAAUUAAACAUAUUCUUUCAACAACAGCAGGUUGGAUUUCAAGCAUUAAUGUAACUUUAAAUUGAUGUUUGCAAGGUCUAUAUAAAAGAUAAACUCCCCUAUACAUAUGUUCUCAAUUACAUUUUAUACAAUUAACUUACAUAUUAUCAUUGUGAGAAGAUAUUGUGAUACAUUUAAUUUAGUAAGAGUGAUAUUCAAUCUCACAGGAAGCAUUUGAGGAUGAAAGUUGAUAUUAAUAUUACUUUGUAUUGUCUACUUAUCUUUGCUUGAAAAUCUCAAUGUUAAAAUUUGGAGAUGAUUUUGUAUAGAACAAAUUCCCCAAUAAUCCAUACCCUGUUUGAAUAUUUAAGACAACAAAAAUGUGUUAUAAUUAACUGGAGUCCAAUCGAAUGCAACCAAAUUUACAAUAUAAACAAUAAAAUGACAUUAUAAUAUUGUUAAAAACAGAUUAAUUAAUAAAGGAUGACUACUUUUUGA
Molecule: messenger RNA, 1938 nt
Organism: Mizuhopecten yessoensis (Yesso scallop)
Lineage: Eukaryota; Metazoa; Mollusca; Bivalvia; Pectinida; Pectinidae
Product: mucin-6-like
Exons: 4
Coding region: 310-1464 (384 amino acids)
Source: RefSeq, a predicted model, not a curated record